UAGCCAGAUGACACAAGAACUUUUCUUUUACUUCGCUGUUAUUCGACCAUAGUUUCUUCCCUCGCUCUUGUAUCACCAAAAAAAGCUCUAGCAAUUGAAGCAACAAUUUUAGGCUUUUAAAUCCAAAUUCGACCUAAACCCAUCAUCCAUACUCGCCGAAGUUUAUCUUGCACAAAGAUGUGUAUCUGAGGCUUAUCUCCUUGAAUCUAAUCAAUUUUGUUUUUCCCUGAAUUUCCUUCAAACCGUUGUGUUCUUCAAUGAUUUUUGCACCACAGGGAACUUGGUUUAAAUCCUAUGUUUUUGUGCGAUUAUUCUUCGUGUCCUGAAAUAUGUAUGAUUUCAAGGGUUAAGAAGUGAUUUUAUGAAAGUAGUGAAUGACUGCAGCCAUCCGGGUAUCUCUUUUCAUCAUGAACUAGUCUGGUACUGAAACCGGCCUUUCUACUGUUUGUGAAAAGGACUCAAUGAGUUCCAUAUUCAAAACUCCCCCGGUAGCUGAAAAUUAAAAUUCUUUCAUUUGGAUUUGUAAUCUCCUCCCAACACUGCAACUCAAAGAUUUCAACCCAUUGAUUUGCAAUACAAAACCACCUUGUUUUUUUUUUUUUUUAAAAAUCCAUGUUUGCGUAACUUAAUAACAUGAACUGUCUUAUUUAUGAAACACCAUUGCUUUACGUUUUUGUUAUGUUUUAACAUUCACUUAGUCUGCUUAUAAAUUUGUGAGCCUUUGGCAUGACUCCUAUGAACUGAUUAUGUGUUUUAACAUUUCUUUUUUGCAUACCCUUUUCUUUGUCAAGUUACUCUAUAUUACAUACAAAAACUAGAGAUAGACAUUUAGCAUGAUUUUGAUGCAUUGAGUUGUAUUGUAUGGGAGUUUGUUGGAGUUGAUAAUGAAGUUGCAUAACAAUAUCUUGACGACAAUUAACAGGAAAUCUAGCUUUUAUAUUACCUUCAUAGAUAAAUGAUCUUGUUGCCUUCAUUUUCUGAUUAGGAGUAAGAGGUUUAAGAAUUUUUUUUACAAGAAAAAUGUAAGGUAGGGUUCAAUAUCUCUGUUCACAUUUGUUGUUGUGUAAUGGUGUAAUUUGAUGGACGUAUAAUCUAAGAUUUAAAUCGAAUUCAUUGUUUUGAUUUUGUUAGAGGAAAAGCUAAGCAUUCUUGGAUUUGAUAAUCAAAAACGUUGACUGAAUUGAAUUGAGUUUAACAUCCUAAGUUUUGUAGAAGGUAGUAAGAAUGGGCACAGCACUGUUGUAUGAGAUUUGGGAAAGCCAGCAACAGGUAAAUCACUUUAAAAGCUGCCACAUCUCCAAGAUACUUAUUGGCUAAGGAUCAGAAAGAGAAGUUUAUACAUGGGAACAAGAGAGGUUUACGAGCAAAAACUGAGAUCUGGUAAUCUCCAUUAUGACCCAACCAUCAACCCUGGCCUUGGAUCCCCUCGCUGCCCCCGCUGUCUCUCUCUCAUAGGCCCUAACUCUGAAACAGGGGAGACUAUUAACGGCGUCUUACACGGUUUCACUGCUGUGGCAGGAUCAGGAGCUGCUGCACUUUUUAGCGGAAUCCAGAGUUAUAAUUUAGGGAUUCCGUUUAUUCAAAAGCAUGUGAAGGGUCCUAAAUGGCUUCCUUUCGCUAUUGGGAUUCCUUCAUCUCUAUUGAUUUCAGCUACCAGUGCAACGUUAGCAGGUUAUGCAGUUCCUAUGUUUGCUCAGAUGUCGGUGACAUCUUAUCAUGCUGCCUCAAGUGCCUCACAUUAUGGAGUAUCACGCCUAACCAGUUACAUCGAAGAAUCCCACUACGUGCAGAAGAAGCCAACCUGAUUCUGGGCAAGCUUUUUUGAAAUAAGUGUACACCAAUUUUUAACUUUUGCAGAUGAUUCCUGUCUAAAUCGCGUUCUGUCAUUUUUGACUCCCAUAGGGUUAAAUAAAAUGUAAAUAUGCCAUAGAAAUCACCGGUACUUUGUUUCUUCACCCCAAUCCAAAUACUUUGUCUUUCCUUUUCUUCGU
Molecule: messenger RNA, 1991 nt
Organism: Papaver somniferum (opium poppy)
Lineage: Eukaryota; Viridiplantae; Streptophyta; Magnoliopsida; Ranunculales; Papaveraceae
Exons: 8
Coding region: 1341-1805 (154 amino acids)
Source: RefSeq, a predicted model, not a curated record